Messenger RNA from Emiliania huxleyi CCMP1516, 1110 nucleotides. RefSeq lists its product as hypothetical. Gene Ontology annotation, cellular component: nuclear pore. Gene Ontology annotation, biological process: RNA export from nucleus; transcription-dependent tethering of RNA polymerase II gene DNA at nuclear periphery. Gene Ontology annotation, molecular function: RNA binding; ubiquitin binding. The coding region runs from base 1 to 1110 and encodes 369 amino acids. Lineage: Eukaryota; Haptophyta; Isochrysidales; Noelaerhabdaceae. The transcript has 6 exons. The record is from RefSeq and is a predicted model, not a curated record.
AUGCCGCCAUGUCUCUCCACCCCUCCCCUCGCCCCCCGCCCGCAGGUUCGGUGUUGGGAGGUGCAGGCGAACGGCACGGCGGUGCCAAAGGCGGCGACCAGCCACGACGGCCCCGUCCUCUCCGCCUCGUGGUCCGCAGGCACCGCUCUAGUACCGAGAGGCAGCCGAGAGGCAGCCGAGAGGCAGCCGAGAGGCAGCCGAGAUGCUGGUUACUUCGUGGACACUUCCGCGACACUUCCGUCUUCACAGCUGCGCCUCCUCAACAGGUGCGCCGAGAAGAACUUUUUGGUCACCGCCUCGUGGGACAACACAAUCAAGUUCUGGGACGGAAACCCACUCCUCUUUUCGCCCCUCCGCCCAGCUCCUCCGCCCACCUCUCAGGCACGCCCCAUGCUCUCAGGCACGCCCUAUGCGGUUGACGUGCGAGGCAAGCUGAUGGUCGUUGCGACUGCCGACCGGAAGAUCGUCGUAGUCAACUUGGACCAGCCCUCCGUCGCCUUCAACACAAUCACCUCUCCGCUAAAGUACCAGUCCCGAUGCAUCGCCGCCUUCCCGGACCAGCGCGGCUUCUGCCUCGGCUCGAUCGCCGCGUCGGCUGCAUCUCGGUGGUCUCUCGGCGGUAUCUCGGCCAUAUCUCCGCUUCAUCUCGGCAUAGGCUCCAUCGAGGGGCGCGUCGCCGUCCACCACGUCAACAAGGCGGACGAGCAGAAGAAUUUCGCCUUCAAGUGCCACCGCGAGAACAACCUCGACAUCUACUCGGUCAACUGCAUCGCCUUCCACCCUACCUUCGGCACCUUCGCCACCACCGGCUCUGACGGCACCUCCCAGCCUUCGGGACACGGGCUCGCGGCUGCCUUCACCAAGGGCUCGCUGCCCAUCCCCGUCGGCCGCUUCUCGCGCGACGGCGCCAUCUUUGCGUACGCCGCCUCAUACGACUGGUCAAAGGUGCCUCCUCCUCUCUACUCACUGCUGAUUCCUGAUUGCUCCCUGCUGACGCCUCGUACGACUGGUCAAAGGGCUCGGAGCACUACAACCCGCGCACCAACCACCUGCUGCUGCACUCGGCGCCGAGAUCUAGCCGAGAUUGGCCGGGAUCUAGCCGAGAUCUAG